Poecilia latipinna (sailfin molly) is the source of this 1162-nucleotide messenger RNA. RefSeq names its product mortality factor 4 like 1 (gene morf4l1). The coding region runs from base 112 to 1083 and encodes 323 amino acids. NCBI's taxonomy places the organism in Eukaryota, Metazoa, Chordata, Actinopteri, Cyprinodontiformes, Poeciliidae. Gene Ontology annotation, biological process: chromatin organization; regulation of DNA-templated transcription. The transcript is spliced from 12 exons. Gene Ontology annotation, cellular component: nucleus; NuA4 histone acetyltransferase complex. The record is from RefSeq and is a predicted model, not a curated record.
AAAAAACAUCCACAGAAGAAGAAGAAGAAUGACGUCAUUGGAUAGCGGCGCCGCGGUGGACUGGAAUGGGACCUGAAGAUUUUUCCCAAAUUUUGAUAGCUUAAUCCAUGAAUGGCGCCGAAACAGGACCCGAAGCCUAAAUUUCAAGAAGGUGAAAGAGUGCUGUGUUUUCAUGGGCCAUUGCUCUACGAAGCUAAGUGUGUUAAGAUUAAUAUCAAGGACAAACAGAUCAAAUACUUCAUUCAUUACAGUGGUUGGAAUAAGAACUGGGACGAAUGGGUUCCUGAAAGCAGAGUUCUGAAGUAUGUGGACAGUAACCUUCAGAAACAGAAAGAGCUUCAGAGGGCCAAUCAAGACCAUUAUGUAGAAGGGAGAAUGAGGGGAGCUGCACCGAAUAAGAAGAUCCCUGCUGCAUCGCAGAAAAAUGAUGUGAAAACCAAAAAGAACAAACAGAAGACUCCUGGAGCAGGAGAGGGAACAAGUUCAGGAGGAGAUCCAAUCCAUCCUCCCAGGAAGAAGAGAGCACGAGUUGACCCAACUGUUGAGAGCGAGGAAACCUUUAUAAACAGAGUUGAAGUUAAGGUAAAAAUCCCAGAGGAGCUCAAACCAUGGCUUGUGGAUGACUGGGAUCUGAUCACACGUCAAAAACAGCUUUUUCACCUUCCAGCCAAAAAAAACGUUGAUGCUGUCCUCGAAGACUAUGGAAACUACAAAAAAUCAAGAGGAAACUCUGACAGCAAGGAGUUUGCUGUGAAUGAGGUGGUCGCCGGUAUCCGUGAAUAUUUCAACGUCAUGCUGGGGACGCAGCUUCUCUACAAAUUUGAGCGGCCUCAGUACGCAGACAUCCUGGCAAACCACCCCGACACAGCCAUGUCUCAGAUCUACGGCGCGCCUCACCUACUCAGACUUUUCGUGAGAAUUGGGGCCAUGCUGGCGUACACUCCCCUGGACGAGAAGAGUCUUGCACUGCUUCUCAGUUACCUACAAGACUUUCUCAAGUAUCUCGUUAAGAACUCUGCGUCACUCUUCAAUGCAAGCGACUAUGAAGUUGCUCCUCCAGAGUACCAUCGAAAGGCGGUCUAAAUUUUAUUUUAUUUUUUUAGUUGGAUCUGAAACCUUUGUGUGUUAAAGAUCAGAAAACUCUUUCAGUUGGAAAAAAAAA